UGACUUGGUGGAUCCAUAAGGGCUAGUUGGUAUAGUUAUAGCAUAAGUUUCCCUUUUUCCUACACUUUCUUGCUCCACUUCGAACACUCCAAUUACAAACACACACUCUCUCCCUACCCUAUCUUUCUCUCUCCAUCUUAGAGAGAGAAAGAUCUAAUUAAGCUUACUCAAAACAGAGAAAAGUCCUAAAAAAGAUCGAAAUGAAAGAAAAAAGACUAAUCUGGUCAUCAAUCUUAGUUUUAUUGUGUCUUUUUCUAGUUAAAGGCAUCAAUGGUGGAAACCCAUAUCGAUUUUACGAUUGGAAAGUCACUUAUGGCUUCAUUUAUCCAUUGGGUGUUAAGCAACAAGUGAUAAUGAUAAAUGGGCAGUUUCCAGGGCCACAGAUUGACUGUGUGACCAAUGACAACUUGAUCAUCAGUGUUCAUAAUUACUUGAAUGAGCCUUUCCUACUGUCAUGGAAUGGAUUGCAACAAAGGAAGAACUCAUAUCAAGAUGGAAUGCCAGGAACAACAUGUCCAAUCCCACCAAGAAGGAACUUUACAUACAUCCUCCAAGCUAAAGAUCAAAUUGGGAGCUUUUUUUAUUUUCCUUCCCUUGCUCUUCACAAGAUUUCUGGUGGAUAUGGAGCCAUUCGAAUUUAUAGUCGCCCUCGUAUUCCUGUCCCUUUCUCUCCUCCUGCUGGAGACUUCACUCUUCUUGCUGGUGACUGGUACAAGUACAGUCACAGGCAACUGACAAAGCUGUUAGAUAGGGGUCGCAACCUCCCUAUGCCCGAUGGUCUUCUCAUCAAUGGUCGCGGAUGGAAUGGUUAUACCUUCACUGUUGAACAAGGGAGAACUUAUCGGUUUAGGAUAUCGAACGUGGGAACUGCAACAUCGAUCAACUUCAGGAUUGCAGGGCACAAGCUGAAGCUAGUAGAGAUUGAAGGGACUCAUACUUUGCAAACCACUUACUCUUCACUUGACAUUCACUUAGGACAGUCUUACUCGGUCUUAGUGACUGCUGAUCAAGCCCCUGAUGAUUAUUACGUUGCAGUCUCUACACGAUUUACUAAUCGUGUACUCACCAACACCGCUGUUCUACACUACCGAAAUUCUUGGAAGAAAGUCUCUGGUCCUAUCCCCGGUGCCCCUACUACGCAGAUUGGUUGGUCUAUCAAUCAGGCCAAAUCUUUCAGGAUGAAUUUGACGGCAAGUGGUCCUAGACCGAAUCCACAAGGAUCAUACCAUUACGGCUUGAUCAAAGUACAGCAAACCAUAGUGCUUGCGAACUCUGCAGCACACAUCAACGGAAGGCAGAGAUACGCAAUCAACAGUGUGUCGUAUGUCCAGGCAGAUACGCCCUUAAAAUUGGCAGACUACUUCAACAUUCAGGGCGUCUAUUACCCCAAUAGUAUGCCUAGUUACCCGACAGGGCGCCCUGCCUAUCAACAAACCGCAGUGUUGCAGACUAAUUACAGAAGUUUCAUCGAGAUUGUGUUCCAGAAUCAAGAAGACUAUGUUCAGUCUUACCACAUUGAUGGUUACGCUUUCUUUGUUGUUGGGAUGGAAGGUGGUACAUGGACUCCUAGGAACAGAGCCAACUAUAACUUGAGAGAUGCAGUUACUCGCUCCACUGUUCAGGUGUAUCCAAAGGCGUGGACAGCGAUAUACAUGUCAUUGGACAAUGUAGGAAUGUGGAACAUAAGAUCAGAGAAUUGGGUAAGACAGUACUUAGGACAACAAUUUUACAUGAGAGUUUAUACUCCGUCUCGUUCUCUAAGGGACGAGUAUCCUAUCCCUAAAAACGCCCUCCUUUGUGGUCGGGCAAGAGGGCGACAUACUCGCCCUCUUUGAGAAUCUUUUUUAGUUAUUAACGUAUGAUAGUUUUUCGAGUCCAUUUUAGUCACGAGAGUGUGACAUUAGUUAGUCUACUAGAUCCGCGAUUAUCAGAGAAAAUUUGCCAUAAGCUUUAUGGCAAUAUGGGAGGGGUUUUUGGCUUGGGAGGAGGAUUCUUAAGUUGUGUAAUUAGAAACUAUUGUUUCAUGCCUUACCUCCCCGAGUGUAUUGCAAAAAAUGUAAUUUGAGAACGUUUAUUCUAGUUGCAUUGUUUAUGAAAUAAAUAUUUGAAUUUAUUGGUGUUUAAAUUCAUUGUAAUUUUUUGCUAAAUAUUUCCUUCCGUUUCU
Molecule: messenger RNA, 2164 nt
Organism: Amaranthus tricolor (Joseph's coat)
Lineage: Eukaryota; Viridiplantae; Streptophyta; Magnoliopsida; Caryophyllales; Amaranthaceae
Product: L-ascorbate oxidase homolog
Exons: 8
Coding region: 201-1835 (544 amino acids)
Molecular function (GO): oxidoreductase activity; copper ion binding
Source: RefSeq, a predicted model, not a curated record